Molecule: messenger RNA, 1977 nt
Organism: Scaptodrosophila lebanonensis
Lineage: Eukaryota; Metazoa; Arthropoda; Insecta; Diptera; Drosophilidae
Exons: 2
Coding region: 1-1977 (658 amino acids)
Biological process (GO): negative regulation of protein sumoylation
Molecular function (GO): calcium ion binding
Source: RefSeq, a predicted model, not a curated record
AUGCCGACAAUUGCGACUUCUAAUCAUUCGACACAUAGAUUCCAUCGACUAAGCGAGGAAAUCUAUAUCAAAAUGAAAAUAUUCAUUGCGUGCAUGUUUAUUGCCGCAGCGACGGCUGCAGUGAUUCCUGUCGAACAAUCCAGGCAGCGUCGUGAUGUUUCUGAAAUCGUCAACAACGAGUACAUAGCCCCAGCUGAGGAAGAUAGCUCCGACAACCCAAUAGAAGAUUCUGCCGCUCUCAGCGCUGAUGGAUACAAGUACAAGACUGUUCGUCGUCUGAAAUAUCGACAGCGUCGUGAAGUUUCCAAUGAUUACUUGCCCCCAACUGAGGAUGUUGCUGUUGAAGCCCCAGUCGAAGAGGCCGAGCCCGCUCAAGAUUCCGCUGUGCUCAGCGCUGAUGGAUACAAGUACAAGACUGUUCGUCGUCUGAAAUAUCGCCAGCGUCGUGAAGUUUCCAAUGAUUACUUGCCCCCAACUGAGGAUGUUGCUGUUGAAGCCCCCGUCGAAGAACCCGCCCAAGAUUCUGCUGUUCUCAGCGCUGAUGGAUACAAGUACAAAACUGUUCGUCGUCUGAAAUAUCGCCAGCGUCGUGAAGUUUCCGAGGUUGCCAAUGAUUACUUGCCCCCAACUGAGGAUGUUGCUGAUGAAGCCCCAGUCGAAGAACCCGCCCAAGAUUCCGCUGUUCUCAGCGCUGAUGGAUACAAGUACAAGACUGUCCGUCGUUUGAAAUAUCGCCAGCGUCGUGAAGUUUCCGAGGUUGCCAAUGAUUACUUGCCCCCAACUGAGGAUGUUGCUGUUGAAGCCCCAGUCGAAGAACCCGCCCAAGAUUCUGCUGUUCUCAGCGCUGAUGGAUACAAAUACAAGACUGUCCGUCGUCUGAAAUAUCGCCAGCGUCGUGAUGUUUCCGAGGUUGCCAAUGAUUACUUGCCCCCAACUGAGGAUGUUGCUGUUGAAGCCCCAGUCGAAGAACCCGCCCAAGAUUCCGCUGUUCUCAGCGCUGAUGGAUACAAGUACAAGACUGUCCGUCGUUUGAAAUAUCGCCAGCGUCGUGAAGUUUCCGAGGUUGCCAAUGAUUACUUGCCCCCAACUGAGGAUGUUGCUGUUGAAGCCCCAGUCGAAGAACCCGCCCAAGAUUCUGCUGUUCUCAGCGCUGAUGGAUACAAAUACAAGACUGUCCGUCGUCUGAAAUAUCGCCAGCGUCGUGAUGUUUCCGAGGUUGCCAAUGAUUACUUGCCCCCAAGUGAGGAUGUUGCUGUUGAAGCCCCAGUCGAAGAGGCCGAGCCCGCUCAAGAUUCCACUGUGCUCAGCGCUGAUGGAUACAAGUACAAGACUGUUCGUCGUCUGAAAUAUCGCCAGCGUCGUGAAGUUUCCGAGGUUGCCAAUGAUUACUUGCCCCCAAGUGAGGAUGUUGCUGUUGAAGCCCCAGUCGAAGAACCCGCCCAAGAUUCUGCUGUUCUCAGCGCUGAUGGAUACAAGUACAAAACAGUCCGUCGUCUGAAAUAUCGCCAGCGUCGUGAAGUUUCCGAGGUUGCCAAUGAUUACUUGCCUCCAACUGAGGAUGUUGCUGUUGAAGCCCCAGUCGAAGAACCCGCCCAAGAUUCCGCUGUUCUCAGCGCUGAUGGAUACAAGUACAAAACAGUCCGUCGUCUGAAAUAUCGCCAGCGUCGUGAAGUUUCCGAGGUUGCCAAUGAUUACUUGCCCCCAACUGAGGAUGUUGCUGUUGAAGCCCCAGUCGAAGAACCCGCCCAAGAUUCUGCUGUUCUCAGCGCUGAUGGAUACAAGUACAAGACUGUUCGUCGUCUGAAAUAUCGCCAGCGUCGUGAAGUUUCCGAAGUUUCCAAUGAUUACUUGCCCCCAACUGAGGAUGUUGCUGUUGAAGCCCCAGUCGAAGAACCCGUCCAAGAUUCUGCUGUUCUCAGCGCUGAUGGAUACAAGUACAAGACUGUUCGUCGUCUGAAAUAUCGCCACCGGGUUUGA